This is a messenger RNA of Maylandia zebra (zebra mbuna), 5827 nucleotides long. Lineage: Eukaryota; Metazoa; Chordata; Actinopteri; Cichliformes; Cichlidae. The record is from RefSeq and is a predicted model, not a curated record.
UACAAAGACUGUCCUCUGGACACCGUAUAACAUGCCCGAUCCCAAGGCCCUAUAUGUAUGUGUUAUGAGAGUGUGAGUAAUGUGGAUGUCUAGGUUGUGGAAUAAAAUCAGUCUGCUGAUAAAACAGUGAGCACAGUGAGAAGAUCUUCACUGAGCUGAUCCAUCUCAUCUCAUAAAAUUGAGGCACAGGUGACCAGGAGGGGACAGAGGGGGAACGACCUUUUAUUGCUUUUUUCUACAACAAUUUCUUAGUUCAGCUGCAGUAUUUGAUAUCCUGUAAUGACUAAAAUGAUAAUUUAAACUAAUUUACAUAAAAAGAUUGUCUUUUAAAUGUUAAGGUUAUUUAACAACUUUAAAGGCUGAGCAGUGCUAUUUUUAAAUGAAAAACUCACAGGCUCACAUGUUCCAGGAUUGAAUUAGUGUCUGAUAACCCUCCCUCUUCCUGCUCUCUAACUCAGCACCUCCUCUCUGUCCACAUGUUCCCUUGUUCCCUCCCCUUCUGAUCUGCAGUUUGAAGAUGGGUGCAACCAACAUGUGGUGACGUAUAAGAGCUGACAGAUCCCAUUCGCUACAGAAACCUAUGUUGUUUAGAUCAGAGCAGUUUCAGUUCUGAGGAAGUGAAACUCACACAGUCACUGACACUGUUGGGUGAAAUGGCGCAGAAAAGUGUUCAGCUGGACCGAGAAACCUUCUCUUGUUCGAUCUGUUUGGAUCUACUGAAGAAUCCAGUGGCUAUUCCCUGUGGACACAGCUACUGCAUGAAGUGUAUUGAAAGCUUCUGGGAUGAAGAGGAAAAGAAGAAAAUCUACAGCUGCCCUCAGUGCCGGAGGACUUUCACAGCGAGGCCUGUCCUGGUGAAAAACACCAUGUUAGCAGUUUUAGUGGAGGAGCUGAAGAAGACUGGACUCCAAGCUGCUCCUGCUGAUCACUGCUAUGCUGGACCUGAAGAUGUGGCCUGUGAUGUCUGCACUGGAAGAAAAAUGAAAGCCUUCAAGUCCUGUUUAUUCUGUCUGGCAUCUUACUGUGAGAAACACCUUCAGCCUCAUUAUGAUUCACCUACAUUCAAGAAACACAAGCUGGUGGAGCCCUCCAAGAAGCUCCAGGAGAAGAUCUGCUCUCGUCAUGAUGAGGUGAUGAAGAUGUUCUGCCGUACUGAUCAGCAGAGUAUCUGUUAUCUCUGCUCUGUGGAUGAACAUAAAGGCCACGACACAGUCUCAGCUGCAGCAGAAAGGACUGAGAGGCAGAGAGAGCUGGAGGUGAGUCGACAAAACAUCCAGCAGAGAAUCCAGGACAGAGAGAAAGAUGUGAAGCUGCUUCAACAGGAGGUGGAGGCCAUCAAUCAGUCUGCUGAUCAAACAGUGGAGCACAGUGAGAAGAUCUUCACUGAGCUGAUCCAUCUCAUCCAGAAAAGAAGCUCUGAUGUGAAGCAGCAGAUCAGAUCCCAGCAGGAAACUGAAGUGAGUCGAGUCAAAGAGCUUCAGGAGAAGCUGGAGCAGGAGAUCACUGAGCUGAAGAGGAAAGAUGCUGAGCUGAAGCAGCUCUCACACACAGAGGAUCACAUCCAGUUUCUACACAACUACCCCUCACUGUCAGCACUCAGUGAGUCUACAGACUCAUCCAGCAUCAAUAUCCGUCCUCUGAGCUACUUUGAGGAUGUGACAGCAGCUGUGUCAGAGGUCAGAGAUAAACUACAGGACAUUCUGAGAGAGGAAUGGACAAACAUCUCACUGACAGUCACUGAAGUGGAUGUUUUACUGUCAGAUCCACAAGCAGAGCCAAAGACCAGAGCUGGAUUCUUAAAAUAUUCAUGUGAAAUCACACUGGAUCCAAACACAGCACACAAACAGCUGUUAUUAUCAAAGGGGAACAGAAAAGUAACAAGGAUGUAUGAGCAGUCUUAUUCUGAUCAUCCAGACAGAUUCACUAAAAGGCGUCAGGUCCUGAGUAGAGAGAGUCUGACUGGACGUUGUUACUGGGAGGUGGAGAGGAGAGGGGGAGGAGUUUAUGUAGCAGUCGCAUACAAGAAUAUCAGCAGAAAAGGAGAUGAAUGUGUUUUUGGAUGGAAUGACAAAUCUUGGUCAUUAUAUUGUAACAACAACAUCCAAACUCGUGUCUCAGGUCCUCGUUCCUCCAGAGUAGGAGUGUACCUGGAUCACAGAGCAGGUAUUUUGUCCUUCUACAGCAUCUCUGAAACCAUGACUCUCCUCCACAGAGUCCAGACCACAUUCACUCAGCCGCUCUAUGCUGGACUGUUGGUUUACGAUGAUUAUGGAGACACUGCUGAGUUGAUUAAAGUGAAAUAGACUGAAGUCUUUCAUAUUGUUGUAAGUUUAAAUCUGUAUUUUAGUUCCCUUUUAGUUUCUCUCCAUCAUUAUUGUGGUAUUUAUGUGCUGCACAUAAAUCAGAUGUCAGUCAAACAUUAUGGGCAGUACCUCGACAUCUUCAACAUGUUGUCUUGAUGUUUUUACGUUUUAUAGGUGGAGCUCUUUCCUGUGUCUGUUCAGCCAUGGAGACUAUCAAUGCUUAUGGAUAUUUUUAUUUGAAAAAUUUCUCCACAUGACAACAUAAACUUCUCUAUCUUCUAAAUGUUUACUGAAUAAUUUUCUUAGGUAUUUGUAUGUUGUUGUUUCUCUUCACUGAUCUUAACAGAGAAGUCUACAGACCUUCCUUUAUCACACAGAUUUUAUUCUCAUUUGUACAUUUAUAAAGAAAACAAUUAAUUACAGAGCAAUAAGAAAUUUUAAGAAAGUGCACUAUAUCAUAAUUUAUAGUAAAGUGUAUUAAAGCAUCGUUAGUUAGUCACUUAUUUAGUUUGGAGCUGUAUCAUCUGACACUGUAGAAACAUUUCCUCCAGCUUCAGCACAGAAUGUUAAAAACAGAACUAUUAAUGAGAACAAACAGUAGGAACACAGUAUCAGCAAACAUCAUGGCUUAAAAUGGAGAGUAAAAAUCUAAAAAGAAAUAAACAAAUUAGUAAAAAGGAUUUCCUGUUGACAUGUUAUUGGUCCUAUCUUGUCUGCAGCACCUCCAGGAUGCUUCUUAUAUGUUUCUGGUUAUUUUUGCACCAAUUUUAGUUUUUGUCAGUAGGAAGUUCAAGUUCAACUCAGUGUGUUUGUUUGUUUUUUUUUUCAAACUGAUGCCUGACCUUGAACACCAAACAUCUGUCAAUAAAGCAAUGAUAUAAAAUGCUUAUAUUAGUACUGAAAAACUGCAUAUCCACUUUACAAAUAUAAAUAAUGAUAUAAAUCCACAGCUGAACUGGAGGAGCAGCUGAUCUAGUUCACUCAUGUGUUUCUGGACUAAGAGUUGGAGCAAAUACCUUAUGAUUCAGUGAUGUUUGUUUUUGUUAAAUAUUUUGUAGAUCCAAGAGUGAGUUUGACUCAUGAUGAUGAUGUUCCGAAUUAAACAAAGUUGGUCACAAAUUCUUCAAAGCUGUUUAUUAAGAAUAUAUUCACUUGGACUCAUGAGACAGGCUUGUGAUCCAAGGGAGCCAUCAACUGGACAAUUACUGACAUGACAACAAAAAAGCUAAGUACAGAGGGGGGAACAGAGGUGAAAAUACUUGCUUUAAAGGAUUGUAAUGUUUCCUUUUAAAAUAAGUCUCUAAGGUCAGACAAAGGGACAGAAACUCAUAGCUUUCUACCAGCCCAAUGACAAAACUAUAAGUUGUUUUUUAACAUCUACUUUUUCAUCUAUUUGGCAGUCACAGUGAAAAGUAUAAACAUUGGCACGCUUUGUCUUGUGAUUCUGCUGUUCGUAAAAAAUGACCAUGCGCAAAGUACCAGACUUUAAGGCUUUGACUUGAUGCCAAUGGCCUGAGGAGGACAGUAUUACCCUUGGACAUGUGUAGUCUGCCGUCUACUCAAUAGAAGAAGAAGAAGCGCGGAAAUGGCACAACUGUCUUCAGUUUCUGGGAGAGUUUAACAAUGAGAGACUGAUGAUGCAGAAGAAAUCUCCGUGGUUAAAAACAUUAAAAACAGUCGUCCAGGAUGAUGAGAUCCGCCACUGGCUCAGACUGCUGUAUAUCAGCCGGAGACCCGAGAUGAAGUCACGCAGCAGUCCCACAUCAACAUGAAGUGUAAGGAGGAGGAAGAUCUGGCUGGCCAGCAGGUCUGGAAGCAGGAGAGGAACUUCAAUCUGGACCAGGAGGACACAGAUCCCCCACAGAUCAAAGAGGAACAGGAGGAACUCUGCAUCAGUCAAGAGGGAGAACAGCUUGUAGUGAAACACGAGGAUGAAGGCAUCGUCGUCUGGAGCGGGGAAGAGCGGCUCAGACAGCUGCGUAACAUCUGGAAACCUGAGAAAGAUUUACAGACCAGCGACCUCCACCAGCAAACUGCCUGUAAGGAGGAGGAGUUUGUCGCCAAUCAGCAGGAGAGGAACUCAAGUCUGGACCAGGAGGACCCAGAUCCUCCACAGAUUAAAGAGGAACAGGAGGAACUCUGCACCAGUCAGGAGCUGGAGGAGAUUGUACUGAAGCAGGAGAUCAAUAGUUUUAUGGUGACUUCUAGUUUUGAGGAAAGUGACCUCAGUGAAUCAGAACCAAACGAUGACCAGCUCCUUGCUCUUAACUUUCCUGAACCAGAGCUUGAGGAACAGGAAGAAAACCAGCAUGUGGACUCGGGAUCAACUAGAAAUGCGGAGCUGAAGAAAAGGAGACGUCACAAAAACCGAACAGAUAAGUCUCGGAGUGAAACUGAUACAAGUAAAAAAUCUGUAAGCUGUGACACUUGUGGAAAAACUUUUCAGUGUAAAUCCAACCUGACGAGACACAUGAGAGUUCACACAAGUGAGAAGCCACAUUCUUGUAGCACCUGUGGGAAAAGAUUCAUUUGGAAAUCAGGAUUGGAAACUCACGUAAGGAUCCACACAGGCGAGAAGCCACAUUUUUGCAUCACCUGUGGGAAAAGAUUUAAUAAGAAAUCCGGAUUUGAAAGUCACGUGAGAAUCCACACAGGCGAGAAGCCGUAUUUCUGUAGCACAUGUGGGAAAAGAUUUGGUAAGAAAUCAGGACUAGAAACUCAUUUGAGAAUCCACACCGGUGAGAAAGCGUAUUCUUGCAACGUCUGUAGGAAAGAGUUUAGAGACUUGUCGACUAUGAAAAGUCACAGAAGGAUCCACACAGGUGAGAAACCAUAUAUUUGUAGCUCCUGUGGGGAAAGAUUCAGUUGGAAAUCAGGACUGAAUUUUCAUCUAAGGAUCCACCUGAGUGACAAACCAAAUCACUGCAGCACCCGAGGUAGAAAAUGACCUCAUGCUCCAAGUCACGGUACAUUUCCUGUCCACAGCAGUGAAGGGCACUCUAUGUUGUUUGUUCCAGCCCUGACUUUAUGUUUCUCUAAGUUUGAUAUUUUUUUUAUUGGUCUUUAAAGGUGACACAAAUAUUUAUUGAACAUGGAUGCUCUUUUAAUAUUUACCACAGAAACUUGUAUUUCUUCUUCAGUAUAGAAGAAAACAAACAUGAAAAUGAGUUUUUCAUCACUUGUUCCUUGUAACAACCAUGAUGUGAUUCCUUUUUAUCAGCCAAUAAAUAAGUUUUGAUACACAGGAAUAAAGAUUUAAAAAAGUUCAAGACAAGUAUACAAUUUUUAUUUAAAUAUGUUUUCUUUGUGAUUUAUGUUAAUGAAGGUUAUACUUCAGUAUGGCUUUGACCUGGUUGUCCUGGUUAUUCUUAGCAACAUGUUGCAAGAUUUGAUUAAAAUGUUUGUGACUUAUUUUGUGUAUUGUGUAAUCCCUGCUAAAUAAAAGCAGUUAAAUGUGCUAUAUUGGCUCAUGAUAAGUGUUUAUAUCAUUUUGCCUAAAUGCAAGUAAACUCAAUGUUUGCCAA